AAAUUUCUUGUGAGUCGAUCAAUAAAUUCUACACAUAUUUUCUUAAAAGUUGUCGAGUUUGAAGAGUAGCAAAAGUUCUUCAAAAAUGCCACGAUGGGUGAGACCAGAGGUUUAUCCUUUGAUGGCUGCGAUGACGUUUGUGACAGGCAUGUGUGUUUUUCAACUUACUAGAAAUGUUGUCAUGAACCCUGAUGUGAGGGUGAAUAAGGCUCAUCGUACGACAGCUGUGCUUGAAAAUCAAGACGAGGGUAAAAAAUAUGCUGAACAUGGUCUACGAAGGUUUUUACGUACAAGGCCACCGGAGGUCAUGCCAAGUGUUAACUCAUUCUUCUCUGAUACCAAAUAGACAUCGAUUCAACUUCCUUCAGAGCGAAAUAUUGUUGUGGAUUAUUUUGUCACUAUUGAUUUGUAUUUUUAUUGCUAUAUGUGUGUAUUUCCAUUAUGAGUCAUGAGAUUUAGCCUUGUAUGAAUGCGUGA
Messenger RNA from Lactuca virosa, 477 nucleotides. The record is from the annotation of a GenBank genome assembly. Lineage: Eukaryota; Viridiplantae; Streptophyta; Magnoliopsida; Asterales; Asteraceae.